UCUUACCUCCAUCAGAUCAAAGAAUUGAACUUAGACAUGUGUGCGUGUGGCAAGGAACAAGAGACAGUCGCACACUUUCUCUUUAGAUGCGGCAAAUGGACAAGUUACCGGCAAAAUAUGCUUCGAUGCAUGGACACAAGAAGAGGAAAUUUGUCAUUAUACUUGGGAGGUAAGUCAGCGAAAUGGAAGCCAAACAUGGCUGCGGUACAUGCUACUGUGCGCUUUGUGAUGGCCACCGGUGGUCGUCUCGACAACUAA
Molecule: messenger RNA, 258 nt
Organism: Trichoderma asperellum CBS 433.97
Lineage: Eukaryota; Fungi; Ascomycota; Sordariomycetes; Hypocreales; Hypocreaceae
Source: RefSeq, a predicted model, not a curated record